CCCUCGUCCCGCCCCGUCCAUUCCCUGCCUCCUCCUGUCCCGAAGUCCGCCUCCAGCGGCUCUGCUUGUUCGUGUGUGUGUCGUUGCAGGCCUUAUUCCUUAUUCAUGGGCUCCCCGCUGAGGUUCGACGGCCGGGUGGUUGUGGUCACCGGCGCUGGGGCAGGAUUGGGCCGAGCCUAUGCCCUGGCUUUUGCAGAAAGAGGAGCGUUAGUUGUUGUGAAUGAUUUGGGAGGGGACUUCAAAGGAGUUGGUAAAGGCUCCUUAGCUGCUGAUAAGGUUGUUGAAGAAAUAAGAAGGAGAGGUGGAAAAGCAGUGGCCAACUAUGAUUCAGUGGAAGAAGGAGAGAAGGUUGUGAAGACAGCCCUGGAUGCUUUUGGAAGAAUAGAUGUUGUGGUCAACAAUGCUGGAAUUCUGAGGGAUCGUUCCUUUGCUAGGAUAAGUGAUGAAGACUGGGAUAUAAUCCACAGAGUUCAUUUGCGGGGUUCAUUCCAAGUGACACGGGCAGCAUGGGAACACAUGAAGAAACAGAAAUAUGGAAGGAUUAUUAUGACUUCAUCAGCUUCAGGAAUAUAUGGCAACUUUGGCCAGGCCAAUUAUAGUGCUGCAAAGUUGGGUCUUCUGGGCCUUGCAAAUUCUCUUGCAAUUGAAGGCAGGAAAAGCAACAUUCAUUGUAACACCAUUGCUCCUAAUGCGGGAUCACGGAUGACUCAGACAGUUAUGCCUGAAGAUCUCGUGGAAGCCCUGAAGCCAGAGUAUGUGGCACCCCUUGUCCUUUGGCUUUGUCACGAGAGUUGUGAUGAGAAUGGUGGCUUGUUUGAGGUUGGAGCAGGAUGGAUUGGAAAAUUACGCUGGGAGCGGACUCUUGGAGCUAUUGUAAGACAAAAGAAUCACCCAAUGACUCCUGAGGCAGUCAAGGCUAACUGGAAGAAGAUCUGUGACUUUGAGAAUGCCAGCAAGCCCCAGAGUAUCCAAGAAUCAACUGGCAGUAUAAUUGAAGUUCUGAGUAAAAUAGAUUCAGAAGGAGGAGUUUCAGCAAAUCAUACUAGUCGUGCAACGUCUACAGCAACAUCAGGAUUUGCUGGAGCUAUUGGCCAGAAACUCCCAGCAUUUUCUUAUGUUUAUACGGAACUGGAAGCUAUUAUGUAUGCCCUUGGAGUGGGAGCAUCAAUCAAGGAUCCAAAAGAUUUGAAAUUUAUUUAUGAAGGAAGUUCUGAUUUCUCCUGUUUGCCCACCUUCGGAGUUAUCAUAGGUCAGAAAUCUAUGAUGGGUGGAGGAUUAGCAGAAAUUCCUGGACUUUCAAUCAACUUUGCAAAGGUUCUUCAUGGAGAGCAGUACUUAGAGUUAUAUAAACCACUUCCCAGAGCAGGAAAAUUAAAAUGUGAAGCAGUUGUUGCUGAUGUCCUAGAUAAAGGAUCCGGUGUAGUGAUUAUUAUGGAUGUGUAUUCUUAUUCUGAGAAGGAACUUAUAUGCCACAAUCAGUUCUCUCUCUUUCUUGUUGGCUCUGGAGGCUUUGGUGGAAAACGGACAUCAGACAAAGUCAAGGUAGCUGUAGCCAUACCUAAUAGACCUCCUGAUGCUGUACUUACGGAUACCACCUCUCUUAAUCAGGCUGCUUUGUACCGCCUCAGUGGAGACUGGAAUCCCUUACACAUUGAUCCUAACUUUGCUAGUCUAGCAGGUUUUGACAAGCCCAUAUUACAUGGAUUAUGUACAUUCGGAUUUUCUGCCAGGCGUGUUUUACAGCAGUUUGCAGAUAAUGAUGUGUCAAGAUUCAAGGCAAUUAAGGCUCGUUUUGCAAAACCAGUAUAUCCAGGACAAACUCUACAAACUGAGAUGUGGAAGGAAGGAAACAGAAUUCAUUUUCAAACCAAGGUCCAAGAAACUGGAGACAUUGUCAUUUCAAAUGCAUAUGUGGAUCUUGCACCAACAUCUGAUACUUCAGCUAAGACACCCUCUGAGGGCGGGAAGCUUCAGAGUACGCUCGUAUUUGAGGAAAUAGGACGCCGCCUAAAGGAUGUUGGGCCUGAGGUGGUGAAGAAAGUAAAUGCUGUAUUUGAGUGGCAUAUAACCAAAGGCGGAAAUAUUGGGGCUAAGUGGACUAUUGACCUGAAAAGUGGUUCUGGAAAAGUGUACCAAGGCCCUGCAAAAGGAGCUGCUGAUACAACAAUCAUACUUUCAGAUGAAGAUUUCAUGGAGGUGGUCCUGGGCAAGCUUGACCCUCAGAAGUUCACAAGGGUUUGCUUCUGAGACUAAGUGCUGCCAGUUAACAAGUAUUGUUAACAAGCAUUGCUGAGCAAAGAACACCUGAGUUUAAGCUCUGGCCCUACUUCUUGCUGGCUCUGUAGACUUGAGCAGGUUGUUUAAGAAGCUCUCUGAAAUUCAGUUUCUCAUCUGCCAGCUGGGGUAAGAACUGCUGAUGUGCCCACUUCAAAUUGACAGCUGUGAUUCUUAAGUGAGAUUAUAUUUGUGGAGCUGCUUUGUAAUGCUAAAUGUAUAUAGGUAUCACUAUUUUUUCCAUUUAGCUAGAAAUCUAGAGGCUUUUUCACUUUAUAUUUUAUGUAAGCUAUAAAAACUAUGAUUGAUUAUUUUUAUUUUACACUGAAGGAGAACUUAAGGAACUUGCACCAGUUUCUGUAUCAGGUUAGAUACAAAACUGCUGCAGGAACCCUUCAUUUUUUAACACACCAGCUUUUGCUUGAUAAUAAUGAUGAAUUAAUACUCUCUUACCACAUGUCAAACUACUAAGCUAAGCACUGUACACAUUAUUUUAUUUAACACACACAAUAGAGUUGUGUUAUUUAGGUACUGUUGUUAUGCCUUUUAUAGAUGAGGAGAUUGAAGCUCACAGAGACCACGUAUCUAAGCAUUUUCUCAAGCUCACCUUGCUAUUAAGGGGCAGAGCCUGGAUUUUAACUCAGGCAUUCUGAUGCUACAGCUGUGAUCUGUUCAACAUUGUGUUACAUUCUCUAGUUGGUCAUUUCGUGGCUUUCUAAAGUUCAUGAAACUGUAGUAAAUAUUUUAAAUCUGCUUUUAAAAGUUCUGAAUUGGAUAUUUUUAUUAGGAAAACAGUGUAGCCUUUUAUUAAUAUGGUCUCAAAUUCACGUGUAAGAACAUAAAGUAAAGCCAGAAACGUAGGUUGAAACAGAACUCCCAGAUCCAUGAGUUCAGAUAAAUUACUGUAUAGUUUUCUAAAAUACACAGGAGUGAUUUUUCUUUUUUUUUUAGAUACCUAAAAAAUAUGUGCUAUCUAUAGUUAUUAAAUUGUCCUUGCUAAAUAAAAGUUGCCUUUGUUGUCCAGAAUUAUUAGCUCAAUUGUAUUCAGCCUGAAUAAUGAUCUUAAAAAAAAAAAGAAAUAAACUAUAACAUGGUAACAGUUGGCACUCUUUUUCCCUCCUCUCCUUGCAGGCAUUCUUUAGUGGCAGACUGAAGGCCAGAGGGAACAUCAUGCUGAGCCAGAAACUUCAGAUGAUUCUUAAAGACUAUGCCAAGCUCUGAAGGGCAUACUACACUGUUAAUAAAAAUGCAAUAAAUACUCUCUUCACCCAAAUAUCCUUGAUUAUUCUGCAAAAGUGAUUAGAACUAAGAUGCAGGAGAAAUUGCUUAACAUCUUCAGAUAUCAGAUAACUGCAGAUUUUCAUUUUCUACUAAUUUUUCGUGUAUCAUUAUUUUUACAAGGAACUAUAUAUAAGCUAGCACAUAAUUAUCCUUCUGUUCUUAGAUCUAUAUCUUCAUAAUAAAAAAAUUUCGCCCAAGUCCAGUUUCCUUAGAAUUUGCGAUAGCAUUGGUAAGUUGAAAGGAAAAUUAAAUCAAUAAAGGCCUUUAAUACCUUU
Messenger RNA from Symphalangus syndactylus (siamang), 3830 nucleotides. RefSeq names its product hydroxysteroid 17-beta dehydrogenase 4 (gene HSD17B4). Gene Ontology annotation, molecular function: oxidoreductase activity. NCBI's taxonomy places the organism in Eukaryota, Metazoa, Chordata, Mammalia, Primates, Hylobatidae. The record is from RefSeq and is a predicted model, not a curated record.